This is a messenger RNA of Osmia lignaria (orchard mason bee), 2373 nucleotides long. RefSeq names its product glucose dehydrogenase [FAD, quinone]. Lineage: Eukaryota; Metazoa; Arthropoda; Insecta; Hymenoptera; Megachilidae. Gene Ontology annotation, molecular function: oxidoreductase activity, acting on CH-OH group of donors; flavin adenine dinucleotide binding. The record is from RefSeq and is a predicted model, not a curated record.
AGAAUGGUAUCGGGUCAGUCUGGUGUUGAUCGUGGUACCGUAAGCAACGAUCCUGUUCCUAGCGUAUCGUGAACGUGAACGGGCCAAGGAUCCUCGGUGUCAAUAGUGCGAAACAUUCUUGAAAGGAUAACAAGGACAACGACCUUACAAAGAUGAGCUGCAAUUGCCCAUUAACCCCGUCGACUGGUCCAACUUUAGCAUCAACAUGUGGUGGUUCAUCUUUUAUGCUCUUCAUGGGUCUUCUAGAAGUGUUUCUUCGUAGCCAAUGCGACCUCGAGGACCCGUGCAACAGACCUCUACCACCUGCCAGUGUUAACUCCAGGUACGACUUCGUGGUAAUAGGAGGAGGGAGUGCAGGAGCGACAGCAGCAGCAAGGUUAUCAGAAGAACCAAGGUUUUCAGUGUUACUAUUAGAAGCUGGCUUAGAUGAACCUACUGGAACUCAAAUACCCUCGUUUUUUUUUAAUUUCAUUGGAACUGACAUUGACUGGCAGUAUAAUACUGAAAGUGAAGAAGGAGCGUGUUUGAAUAAAGAUGAUAGAAAAUGCUACUGGCCCAGGGGAAAGGUGCUGGGUGGAACGAGCGUUAUGAAUGGAAUGAUGUACAUGAGAGGCUCACGAAAGGAUUACGACGACUGGGCCAGGCUUGGUAAUAUAGGAUGGUCUUAUCAAGAUGUCCUUCCAUAUUUCAUCAGAAGCGAAGACAAUCUUCAAGCAAACACUAUGGAUUAUGGUUAUCAUGGUGUUGGUGGACCGCUUACAGUCACUCAGUUCCCUUAUCAUCCACCUUUAAGUUACGCUAUCCUCGAAGCUGGAAAAGAACUCGGAUAUGGUGCCGCGGACCUCAAUGGAAGGACUCACGCAGGAUUCGCCAUAGCCCAAACAACUUCGAGGAAUGGUUCAAGACUUUCAACAGCUCGAGCAUUUCUACGCCCUGCCAGGAAUCGUCGAAAUUUACAUGUAAUGCUGAAUUCAACAGCCACCAGAAUCCUUUUCGAUAAUAAUAAAAGGGCAGUGGGUGUGGAAUUCGUUCAUGAUGGAAAGGUUCAUCGUGUUUCUGUGGCUAAGGAAGUGGUCGUGAGCGGAGGCGCCGUAAAUUCGCCGCAGAUACUUCUGAAUAGCGGUAUAGGUCCGCGAGAAGAAUUGAAUGCCGUCGGUGUUCCGGUUAUACAUGAUCUGCCUGGUGUCGGUAAAAAUCUUCACAAUCACGUCGCCUACACGUUGGCCUUCACAAUUAACGAUACUGACACGACUCCCCUCAAUUGGGCCACCGCUAUGGAGUACCUUCUCUUCCGAGAUGGUCUGAUGUCUGGCACAGGCAUUUCAGAGGUAACCGCUAUGAUAAACACGAAAUACGCGAACCCUAAAGAGGACCAUCCAGACGUACAAUUGAUCUUCGGUGGAUACCUGGCUGACUGCGCAGAAACGGGUAUGGUCGGUGAAAUGAAGGGUACAAAUCGUACAAUUUAUAUCAUUCCAACGUAUCUGCACCCGAAGAGUCGUGGUUAUCUUCGUCUACGAAAUAACGAUCCUCUUUCGAAGCCAAUGAUUUAUCCGAAGUAUCUGACCCACCCUGAUGAUGUUGCUGGCCUCGUCGAAGCUAUUAAAUUUGGUAUCAAGUUGUCUGAGACCCAGGCUCUCAGCAGAUACGGUUUCCAGCUGGAUCGUACACCGGUGAAAAAUUGCGAGCACUUGAAAUUUGGUUGUGACGCUUACUGGGAAUGUGCCGUGAAACACGAUACAGCACCAGAAAACCACCAAGCCGGUUCCUGCAAGAUGGGUCCACCAGAUGACCCAUUAGCUGUCGUAGAUAAUCAAUUAAGGGUCAGGGGAGUUAGAGGUGUAAGAGUGGCAGAUACCAGUAUUAUGCCCAGAGUCGUUUCCGGUAACACUAACGCACCUGCUAUUAUGAUUGGCGAGCGAGUUACUGAUUUUAUUAAAAGGACCUGGAUCGGCUAAUAAAGAUCAGUUUACCAAUAAAAGUAUUUUCUGAGAUCAAAAAUCUCCAUCCGCUGAAAGAGAUUUACAUAAUCGACCACAAUGGAAUAUUUAAUUUAAACUGUUGAAUAUUUUGAAAUUUUAGAUCAGCAUUUAUGAAAUAGAAGUGAUUCCUUGAUACUUUAAAUUAUAAUAAUUGGAAAUGUUAAAUGUAGAUUUUUUAAUGAUUUAAACGUUUUGGAUAUCAUCAUCUGUUUUAUGCUUCGAUGAACGAUUGUGUGAUGAAUUUAAUUACAAAUUUCUUUCACUAUUUUAACAUAGAGAGCUAAGGUAGCGCUGUGCGCAUUCGAUCAUCGUAGAAAAUAUAAAAAUUGAAGUGAAUAAUUCCUAUGAAAUACAUAUCGAGGAUACAGGAUGUCUCACCUAACUUAACCAA